UCCAGGUCUGAGCAGAUCAUCUGGCUCUCCACCUCCAUGCUCUGUGCCGUGGUCAGACUGGUCCAGUCCGCCUCUCUGUUGGACCAACUGGUCCACUUCCUGUUGAGGACGCAGACGGUGACACGCCUGCUGUUGGAGCGCUGCGACCACAUCUCAGACCAGAUCAGCAUGGCGUCUCUGUCUCUGCUGGAGGAGUUACUACAGAAGCCACACAGGGACAUUCUGAACAUCCUGGUAUUGGACUAUCUGCAGAGGCAGACCUAUUUGUCUCCACAGUCUUCUGGUGUGGACGACAGAGGCGCUGAAGACAGUGAGGACAGCGAGUACGUCCCAGCACAUUAUCUACUGUCCACACACGGCCGUCAUUGA
Cynoglossus semilaevis (tongue sole) is the source of this 369-nucleotide messenger RNA. Its product is annotated as protein FAM160B2-like. Lineage: Eukaryota; Metazoa; Chordata; Actinopteri; Pleuronectiformes; Cynoglossidae. The record is from RefSeq and is a predicted model, not a curated record. The transcript is spliced from 2 exons. Bases 37 to 369 code for a protein of 110 amino acids.